AUGGCUUGGGUUCGAUGGGGCCUCUUCCUGUCGGUCGGGUUCUUCCUCUCCCCGGUGUGUGUGUCGGUGGACCAGGCCGGCUUCAGGAGGCUGCUCGUCCUGCAGCCCGGCCCCGGCUCUGCUGCAGGGAGCUCCGGGCUGAGGCUCAGCUCCGGACAGAGGCUCACAUACACCGUGGAGAUCCCCGCUGACCACGCUGGACCCGUCCGGACCCGCAGGAUGGGACACCAGGCGGCUGCAGCCCCGCAGUUCAGCCGGCAGGAGCAGCCCAUGAGACGGGCUGGGGUAAAUGUCUGUGGAGGGCAGUGCUGUCAUGGAUGGAGUACAGCUCAGGGAUCGCAGCGGUGCACAAAGCCCAACUGCAUCCCUCAAUGCCAGAAUGGAGGAAUGUGCCUCAGGCCUCAGCUCUGUGUCUGCAAGCCUGGCUCAAAUGGAAAGGCAUGCGAACUGAAGACGGUGGCCACACAUCCCUUUCCAGCCCUGCCCGGGAAUGGGCCCACCAACAGGCAUACCGCUGGUAACUCAAAUGGACACACCAAUGGACACAAUGUGGUUCCCAAUCGGCCCAUACCUCAGCAAGUUCCUCCCAAUGGUUAUAACUCUGCACCCCCUCCAUCCAAUAACAUGGCCCAGAUGAAACUAAGUGUCAAGUCGGCCCGCCAGCUUGUAAGACCACAUUACGUCCAACAGCACAUUCAACAACAGAUCCUGCCAAUGCCCGUGCACCCAGGUCAGAGUCAGCAGUAUGUUUUAAAGCCCAAAUACUACCACACACACACCACGCACACACAGACCCAUGUCCAAUCCCAACCUGAGAGGCCAAUCCCCUUGACAGUGGGACACAACCCUCUCCAUGGGGGCAACCAUACAGGAAGGAUCAAGGUGGUCUUCACACCAACCAUCUGCAAAUUAACCUGCAUAGGAGGCAGAUGUCACAACAACUGUGAGCUGGGAAACACUACCACCAUCAUCAGUGAGAAUGGCCAUGCUACAGACACCCUGACAGCACCUAACUUCAGAGUAGUGGUUUGUCACUUGCCGUGUAUAAAUGGUGGGAAGUGCAGCACCAGGGACAAGUGUCAGUGCCCUCCCAACUUCACAGGAAAGUUCUGCCAGAUGCGUGUUCAGAAUGGACACCAGCAGACGUCAGGCAGCUACGGCCAAACUCAGGUCCACUCCACACAUACACUGCCUCUGACCUACAGCCACGGACAGAAUCCCGUGUUCAGCCCUAGCAUUGUCAACAUCCACAUAAAACAUCCUCCAGAGGCCUCCGUCCAGGUCCACCAGGUUUCCCAGCUGGAUAACUACAACAACAACGGGCACCAGCUGAAAGGUUCCCAGUCAGGUUCCUCUUCAUCCACCAGUUACACCUAUCACCACACAGAGAGCAGCCAGAAGAUCCAGCACCACGGCUACAACUUAGUUUAUCCCAGCCAGCAUGGCUACCAGGUCCCCCAGUACCAACCCGUCGCCUCCAAGAACACUCUGGGUCGUUGCUUCCAGGAGACAGCAGGGAGUCAGUGUGGGAAGGCUCUGCCAGGUCUAACUAAGCAGGAGCAGUGCUGUGGGACCAUUGGGACAUCCUGGGGUUUCCACAAAUGCCAGAAGUGUCCAAAGAAACCAUCUAUUCCUCUGAUAGAUUGUCCUCAGGGUUACAAGCGAAUAAACAGCACCCAUUGCCAAGAUUUAGAUGAGUGCCAGCUACAGGGAGUGUGUUCUAAUGGAAACUGUCUGAACAUCGUGGGCAGCUACAGGUGCAUGUGUAAAUCCGGCUAUGUCCCUGACCCAACACUCACCUCUUGCAUAUCCAGCACGCCUGCCAUCCAAGAGGAGAAGGGGGCUUGCUUCCGUUUGGUCAGCUCAGGGAGGCAAUGUUUGCACCCAGUUUCUACCCAGCUGAGCAAACAGCUCUGCUGCUGCAGUGUGGGUAAAGCCUGGGGCCCUCGUUGUGACAAAUGCCCCCCUCAAGGAACAGUUAGGUUCAAGGAGAUCUGUCCAGGUGGAAUGGGCUACACUGUUCUACCAAAUCCGCCUGUCAAUAAGCCAGUCAUCAACCAGGAGCCCAUUCACCCGCUUCCCCCCCAACCCUUGCCAACACCAGAGAGACCAGUGGAGGCCUUUGGGAAGCCAGAAGAGACUAUACCAGUAGCAACAACUGCACCAGAUAAGGAGCUGGUAGUUCCUGUGGUUAUUAAUAGGCCAGUAGUUGAACCUAUCCAGCCCCAGCUAUCUCCAGGUGUAUCCACUGUCAGGAUCGAGCCAGCCUACCCAGAGGUUUUUGAGAGGAGCUCUCCUCCCACACCAGUGGAGAUCCUCCCAUCUAAUGCAGGCCAGGAUAUCGCUCCCACCCAGUCAGCUGAGGUUGAUGAGUGCCAGAUCGACCCUUAUAUCUGUGGCCAGGGGAUUUGUUACAACACAGCUGAGGGUUACACCUGCCACUGUGAUGAGGGAUACCGCCUGGAUGAAGCCCAAACCACCUGUGUAGAUGUAGAUGAAUGUUUGGAAAGUCCAUCUUUGUGCUUUGGCGGUCGCUGCAAGAACACAGAAGGCAGUUUUCUGUGUGUGUGUCCACAGGGACUGCUCGUCGAUGAGGAGGGAACCAGUUGUUUUGAUAUAGAUGAGUGCCAGGAUCAGCGGGUCUGCACCAGAGGCCACUGCCAGAACACUGAAGGCUCCUUUAUCUGUCACUGUGGGCAAGGCUUUAGAGUGUCCUCCGUGGGAGACCAUUGUGAUGAUGUGGAUGAGUGUUUAGAAGAACCCAGGCCCUGUGAGGCUGUAGGGGAGUGUGUUAACAACAUUGGCUCCUACACCUGUACCUGCCCCCAGGGAUACCGACAGAUCAACGGCACCAGCUGCAGAGAUGUUGAUGAAUGUGUGGAAGAACCAGAGCUCUGUUCGCCCCAUGGAGAGUGUCUCAACACAGAGGGGUCUUUUCUGUGUUUGUGUGAGAAUGGAUUCACUGCCAGCCUCGACACGCCCUCCUGUGACGAUAUUGAUGAGUGUGGACUCAAUGAGACACUGUGUGGCCCUCGUGGCUUCUGUGAGAACAGACUGGGUUCCUUCCAAUGCCUCUGUGAGCAGGGCUACCAUGAGUCCCAGGAUGGCCGAGACUGUGUGGAUGUGAAUGAGUGUGAGUUGCUGAGCAGUGUGUGUGGAGAGGCCCAGUGUGUGAACGUUGAUGGUUCUUUCCUCUGCAUGUGUCCCAGCGGCCAGGACUAUAACAUCAUGAUCGCCAAGUGUGAGCCCGUUCCCACAGUGUCAUCAGUGGAGCACAAAGAGUGCUACUAUCGUCUGAACGAUGAGAACCUGUGUGAGAGUGUGCUGAUCAGCCAUGUCACCCUGGAGGAGUGCUGCUGCACACUGGGAGCCGGAUGGGGUGACAACUGUGAGGUGCAUCCCUGUCCUGUCAAUGGCACAGACCAGUUCAAUGAGAUGUGUCCAUCUGGAAGAGGUUUUCUUCCCAAUGUAGACUUACUGUAUGGAGUACCCACAUCUGACAGCUACAGAGAUGCAGAUGAAUGCACACUGUUUGGCAAGGAAGUGUGUAAAGGAGGCUUCUGUAUGAAUACUGUUGGCAGCUACGAAUGUUUCUGCAAGACGGGACAGGACUACGAUGCUGUCAAACUGGAGUGCAGAGAGCAACAGGAGGCGGAGCAGAUAGACUACCUGGGUAUCUGCUGGCAGACGGUGACAGAAACCAUGACAUGCAUGAGGCCGCUGGGUUCCAACAGGAAGACCACGUACACAGAGUGCUGCUGUCUGCACGGAGAGGCCUGGGGCAUGGACUGUGCUUUGUGUCCACCCAGAAACACCGAGGAUUAUGCGUCCAUGUGUAACCUUGGCGGGCGGCAGGCGUAUGGUCACGAUGCCCUUGUUGCCGGCCCAAUCCAUGAAUAUGAAGUGAGCCCAGACUAUUCACCAUCACAAGAGCAGCAGGCUGUCCUGCCUUUUUACAAGAACGAGGAGCAUCCAAUUAAGGCAUUUGAGGGUUUGCUAGCAGAGGAGUGUGGGAUUCUGAAUGGUUGUGAGAACGGCCGGUGUGUCCGGGUUCAGGAGGGUUACACCUGCGACUGUUUCGAUGGAUACACCCUGGACCUGUCCCGCAUGGCCUGCGUUGAUUUGAACGAGUGUUCAGAGCUAAACAAUCGGAUGUCCUUGUGUAAAAAUGCAAAGUGCAUCAACACAGUGGGCUCCUAUCAGUGUGUGUGUCUGCCAGGCUUCACUGCCUCUGACAAACCCAACUACUGUGUGGCAGCAACUCACCAAACAUCAACACGCACAGUGAGCAUGGACGGACACUAAGGGGCGACAAGAGACACUAAAGCCACACACACAAGCUUGUAUUGCUAUACUUGUGAGGACAUCCAGCGACAUUUAGCAACUGCAAAAACCCUCAACACUUAACCUAAAGUUGAACCCGGUUUGGUAAAGUGUCCAAUAGCACUCAUAAAUCCCAAAACACCUCAGGGGGUGUACCUUUUAAACUGUUAAAGUACUAUUUCCAGUCUUUGCCCAAAAUCAAAAUCAAACCUCAAAAACAUGAACCUUAAACCUGCCUUUAAUUGAAUAUAGUUCUUAUUCUGCUCUACAUCACUAUGGAUUUUUUUUUCAAAGUGUUGUUUUGUGUUUUUCAUAAUUUUAGUGGUGUUUUUACGAUAUACCUGUCCUAUAUAUUAAAACGGACUCCCAAUGUUAUGACCUAAUUAAAAAAAAGCAACAUCAAGAAGAAAAACAAGAUAUCUUAAUAUAUCAAUCAAAUUUAUUUUUUUUAGCAAAAAGUAGGUUAUAUGCCAGAAUAACCAUUAUUUCAUUCCAAUUGGAAGUUUUGAAAGCAUUAUGUGUAAUAUUUAGAGACAUUAACAUAAAAUGGUUAAGGGUAAAUAUGGUAUAAUUUUGGACUUAGCCAAUAAGUCUACAGUCUCAUGUAGGUAUAAUAUUUGCAAUGUUUGCUGUUAGUUUUGGGCAUGUUUGAAUGCUAGUAUUUGCUUAAUAGCAUAAAUCUGAAAUCGCAGCUGAGGCUGGACUGUCAUUAGUUCUAGGGGUAUGUAAUCAUAAACCAAAGCAUUGGACAUGUGACAUUUUAACGUGAUCACCAAAGACAUGUCAGCUGACAUUGCCAUCCCUUGUUCUAGCGUGGCUCAUACGUUUUUCUUGAAAGUAUCAUUACGAAAUUUCUACCAACAUAUAUAUUUAUAGUCCUCCCGGAGUAAAAAAAUCAACUUACUUGGCUCAACAUUUGAUUGAGUCCCUAAUGAUAAAUGUUAAGUUAUGUUUAAUAAUGGUUUAUGCAUUUAACAUUGUAAUUGUUUAAAUCAAGAGGUAAAUGCUAAAUUAAAGCCAAACAACUUUGCCCUAAACUUUAUCUACAUACUAUACAUUACUAUAUUUUAAAUGAGGAACUCAAAGAGGUGCAGAUCAGCUAGUAUGUCUUUAAGAGCUUCACUUUUUUUGAUCUAUGAGGGGACAUCUGGUCCAUAAAAGUAUAGAAAUACAACAAACACAGAAACACACACAUACUUAUUAAUCAAAGCCCAUAUAUUCUGCACUGUAAAACAUACACACUACAUGAAACAAACAGUAAUUUACUUGAGAUGAAGAUUAAACUUAAUCUACUAUGUGGUGAAAAUGUAUGUUUUGUCUCUUGCUUUUCUAAGUUUGUGUCUUAUUUUGUUCUUAAGUAGCGUUUUAUGUGUGUUAGAGCCCAAUUGCUCAUUUAAUGUAUCGACAAACCUUGUGCUGGGGGAUCCAGUUGUUUUUUCUACCCAGUCAAACUGAUUGUGGAUAUUUAAUUAUGUGAAGACGCCAACUGUGUGCUAACAGUGCCAUCCCUCUGUCUGCCAUAAAUAAAAGCUUUUUGCUACACUACAGCUCGCCAAAUCCUGUAAUAUGCACAUGUUGAUGUUAUGAAGAAAGUUGCGAAUUUAAAACCUUUGGUGUAAGCUUUUUGUUCGAUGUUGUCUCUGUUUUGUAAGAAUGGUAAAAUGCAAUUAUAAAACGACUUAUUUUCCGAGACAUAAUACAAUGCCUUGUGUCUGUGUCUCACAAAGAACUAAAAGACUUUGAGUUUCAUGGUAUUGCUUCCUUUCUUCCGUCCUUCAACAUAUACAGAGGGUAUGUUGAGAUGACUGAAAUGCAUUUUUAUUUUUCAUAAUUCUCUUAGUUUUGCAAGGUUGUAAAGCUGCUAUGGGACAGCGAUGGGAGUGGAUAAACGUGUGUACAUUUAAACAAAGAGUGGAGAAAACAGCUGAUUUAUUUGUAAUUUGUAAAUGAUAAAUAGCUUUUUCUAUGAAUUCAUAUUACAGUGUACAUUAAACUCCUUGGUAAUAAACCACAAAUUGUGA
Anoplopoma fimbria (sablefish) is the source of this 6344-nucleotide messenger RNA. RefSeq names its product latent transforming growth factor beta binding protein 1 (gene ltbp1). Bases 1 to 4305 code for a protein of 1434 amino acids. Lineage: Eukaryota; Metazoa; Chordata; Actinopteri; Perciformes; Anoplopomatidae. Gene Ontology annotation, biological process: supramolecular fiber organization. The transcript has 29 exons. The record is from RefSeq and is a predicted model, not a curated record. Gene Ontology annotation, molecular function: microfibril binding; calcium ion binding.